This is a messenger RNA of Alternaria ventricosa, 861 nucleotides long. RefSeq lists its product as uncharacterized. The transcript has 4 exons. NCBI's taxonomy places the organism in Eukaryota, Fungi, Ascomycota, Dothideomycetes, Pleosporales, Pleosporaceae. The coding region runs from base 1 to 861 and encodes 286 amino acids. The record is from RefSeq and is a predicted model, not a curated record. Gene Ontology annotation, cellular component: prospore membrane; ascospore wall; lipid droplet.
AUGUCACAGCAAGGAGUGCAUGCGGCGUUGGGGAAUAUACCGAGAGUUGUAGUGCGGCCAACGGUGGAUAAUGUUGUAGCGUCGACGUAUCUUGUCAAGGGCAUCGUCUUCUUCCUCGCGCACCCGUUCCUGUACCCUCUACUCAAAGCGCGACUACUACCGGCAGUACUUCUCAGCCUCUUCGUGCUCAUAAACCUCUUUGUAUGGACGUUGCUGCCCCAAGUACUCUUCCUCAAGAUAUUCCACACGGCGGGUAGUGCAUGGGUCAACGCCGUGUUUCUCGUCUUGGGAGAGGGAGCUGCGAUCGUCGCAUUACUAUUCGAGUCUUUCCUAGUGGAUGAAUCGCAAGUCGAUGUGUUCGACGCCGUCCUCAUCUACAAAGGCUACGAAGACCUUGUCCGCAAACACCGUCCCGUCACUGAAGAUGCGCUGAACGACCCCGUCCGUCGACUAGGCAAGCCUACGCGCUCUUCUGUCUACGCGCCGUUCUCCUUCCGCCAGAUCGCCGAGUUCGUCAUACUGCUGCCUGUGAACUUUAUACCAUAUGUCGGGGUGCCGAUAUUUCUUUUGCUCACGGGCUAUCGCGCGGGUCCGUUCCAGCAUUGGCGAUACUUUCAGCUUCUGGGCUACGACAAGAAACAGAGGAAUCUUGCCAUCAAGAAGAGGAGGUGGCAAUACACUUGGUACGGCACAGUCUAUCUCAUGCUGCAGUAUGUGCCGCCGCUUAGCAUGUUCUUCCUCAUGACGGCACCAGCAAGCUCGGCGUUGUGGGCCGCGGACCUGGAGAGAGCGCGGAGGGAGCAGGAGGCGAACCUGGCUGAGGCGCCGCAGUACACGGACGAACCGGACACCGCUGUAUGA